AUGGGAAUGUCUGCUGGUGGUAAAAAGAAGAAACCCAGUAAAGCUGAAAGGCUGAGGCUCCAGAGAGAAGAGGAAGAGAGAAGAUUGUUUGAGGAAGAGCAAGCACGAAUCCGUGCUGAGCUAGAAGAAGCUGCAAGGCUUGAAAAGGAAAGGAUCGAAAGAGAGAAGAGAGAACGCUUGGAAGCCAAGGAUCAAGAACGCAGAGGGGUUGAACUUGCUGAACUUGCUGUUCUCGAAGAAAGCUUUUUAACCGCAAGCCAAUGUAAGGCUAAAUUUAGAGCUCUUGCAAAGUGGGAACACUACACUGGCUGUGAUGGAACUCCAGACCCAAUGAUUCUGCAGGAAAUCAAUACUUUCAUGAGCCUAUGGAAGGAGGAUACCAACAAUGAUAUCUUUACCAUUAUUGAGAAAGGCAACAGGGUAUUGGAUUUAAUUGACAAAUUAGAAAUGUGUAUACUGGAUACACCUUUCCAUGAGCUGUCUCCAAAAGAUGUUACUCAAUACCACGAAACCAUUUUGCAACUCCAGGCACUUCUGCAUCACAAGUACAAUGAGGCAACGGAACAUCUGCUAAAGCAAGCCAGCAGUUAUGCAGAAUCUGAGAGCGGAAACAUGGAAGUUGUCAUUAAAAGGCAGAACAUCACGCUAUGUGUUUGGGCAAACCUCAAGAAGAAUCCAAAGUUCCGCAGCCAGUGCUUUUAUGAUGACCAGAAGAAGCCGUGCAAUGGGUUUGACCUCCCCAAACCACUGGCCAUUUGUGAUGUUGCUGUACGCAUCUUGCACACCCAUUAUGACCACGUUUCCCCCUCUCAGGCGUACCCCAAAGAGCCGCCCGCACUGGAAAUGCCAAUACAAAAACCAGUGACUCCUGUGAGCAGUGUGGAAGCGAAAGCCACAAAGAGUCAAAUGAGUCCAGCCAAUCUGGAGACCCGGUCAGAGCACUCCACAAUUAGAAGCAAGAGUGCGACUUCUGUUUUCAUCGAAGAAGUGAAAAGUUCUGCGGUUGAGACUGAAAACACAGAAUAUGCUACGGAUAAGAGCUCCAUCCUCCUUCAAACAGUUUCUAGAGUUCAUGUUUCAUCUCUAUACUGCCCUAGUAUCCGUGAACUGGAGCCGAUGGAAGAAUAUAUUGUGGAUUUGCACCAGUUUAUGCCAGUGGGUGGCAUAUACCACUUUGACGCACUGAAACUCCCUCCUCAAGCCAAACAUGUUAAAGGGUGGACAAUGGUGGAAGUGCUGGAUACAGGGUUAGAGUUCUGCCCCUACACUGCUGUAUGUGAAGAAAAUGAAGAUCCUUCUAAUUUGACCGUAGGAAUCACGGUCCGGUUGCUUGACAGUGUGAUCUUCUUUGAAGAGCCGCUGAUUGCAAGGUGGAAUCCUGCAGCAAAGUCCUGGCGAACCGAUGACAUUGGAGAGGUGGUCUACAACAUGCAAGAGAAGGAGAUCGCUUUCAAAAUGAAUGGCUUCUUCACCAUAACCUUACUCCAGGACGCUCACCUCAACAUGCCCUACCAAUCCUGGGAGCUUCGGCCCAGUGGCCUGGAUGAAGCUGCUUUCUGCGUCCUCACCACCUUUGCUGAGGUCCAGAUUGACAUCAAGGCCAACCAGUGUAUGCUUGCUAGCAUCACCACAAAUGAAGACACUGAUCUCCUCGCCAAUAUCAGAGGGAAAUGGAUGACUCCACUGUCCCUCAUCUUGGCUGUGAAGCGGGCUGGAAUGAAUAUCUUCCCGGCUGAUUAUUCCCCCAAAUAUGUCAGUGUGAAUAACAAGUCACUAACAGCAGAAGUCACGACUUAUCAGCAAAUGGCUCUUGUUGCAUCCUCUUUUGCCUUCAGCUGGAGCAAGUGGAAUUUGGAGAGUGGAGAGGACAAUGUGGUCUUUAAGGCCUGUGAACACCUGGCCCAAGAACCAAUCAAGGAAGAUGACUGGGCCCUUUAUAUGUUCAGUGGGCAAAGAGCUCAGAGGCUGGAGAUUACAGAGGAGAGUGAGGCCUUCUCCAAUAAUAUUGCCGAAGACACAGAAUUCCACUCCACUCUUUACCAUUUGAUCAAAGAUGCCAGCAGCGUGGAAGGGAUGGAGAGAGUCAGCAAAACCCACUACCUUUUCAUAGACACCGUGUACCAGCUUCUGCUUGCUACCAGGGUGCUAACAUACUCUUAAGACACCAUGUUGCUACUUAAGAACUUUAUUGAGUUGAGGACCCUCCCGUCAAUAAAACAAGACAUACAAAUCUGCGACAGGAUCACAUUUCAGACAUAUUUUUUUAAAAAAUAAAUACCUUUCACUUAAAGCCAUUUAUGACAACCCUCUCCUGAGGAUUUCUUCACACAUAUUUUCCAACCUCUUCAAGUAGGAUC
Messenger RNA from Anolis sagrei ordinatus, 2357 nucleotides. RefSeq names its product dynein axonemal intermediate chain 7 (gene DNAI7). The record is from RefSeq and is a predicted model, not a curated record. NCBI's taxonomy places the organism in Eukaryota, Metazoa, Chordata, Lepidosauria, Squamata, Anolidae. Gene Ontology annotation, molecular function: beta-tubulin binding; microtubule binding. Gene Ontology annotation, cellular component: axoneme.